AUCAGGAAGGCAUAGUGCUCCUUUAUUAGCUCCCAUGUGCCAUGUUUUUUUUUAGGCUGGAUCUGUCUUAGUCUUACCCCCUAAGGAAAUGGCCUGGGAGCCCCAGGAAACCCAGGCACCAUCGCUUCUGGGGAGCCCGGGCUGAGGAGGCAGGGCAGCUGGGUAAAUCUGAGCGUUCUGCGCGAGGUAGAGAGGUCAUGCUGUCUGGCAGUAACUGGCUAUCCGGGGUGAAUGUCGUGCUGGUGAUGGCCUACCGGAGCCUGGUGUUUGUACUGCUAUUUAUUUUUGUGAAGAGGCAAAUCAUUCACUUUGCAAUGAAAUCUAGAAGGGGACCUCAUGUCCCUGUGGGACAUAAUGCCCCCAAGGACUUGAAAGAGGAGAUUGAUAUUCGACUAUCCAGGAUUCAGGAUAUCAAGUAUGAACCCCACAUCCUUGGAAAUGAUGACACUAGGCUGCUGCAACUGGAGACCCAGGGAAAUCAGAAUUGCUACAACUAUCUGUACAGGAUGCAAGCUCUGGAUGCCAUUCGUGCCUCAGAGAUCCCAUUUCAAGCUGAUGGCCGGCAUCCUCGUUCCUUAAUAGGCAAGAAUUUCCACUUCUACUUGCUAGAUCUACAAAACACUAGUACUCCCUUCAAGGGUGUGCUCAAUGCCCUCAUUGAUACCCUGACAGAUGGCUAUGAAACAGCCUGCUAUGGGACAGCGGUCUUUGGUCAGAAUGAAUACCUGCGCUAUCAGGAGGCCCUGAGUGAGCUGGCCACUGUGGUCAAAGCACAAAUUGGGAGCUCUCAGCAACAACACCAAUCAGCAGCCAAAGACCUAACUCAGUCCCCUGAAGUCUCCCCAACAACCAUCCAGGUGACAUACCUCCCCUCCAGUCAGAAGAGUAAAUGUGCCAAACACUUCCUUGAAUUGAAGAGCUUUAAGGAUAACUAUAACACCUUGGAAAGUACUUUGUGAUGGAACUGAAGGACUCUCACUGCAGACCGAAACAGACAGCUGCAGUGUGUCAGACAGGCUACUUGCUGGAAGCCCUCAGGACAUCUUGCUCAGCAGACCCAAC
This is a messenger RNA of Nycticebus coucang (slow loris), 1062 nucleotides long. Its product is annotated as protein C1orf43-like. The transcript has a single exon. Lineage: Eukaryota; Metazoa; Chordata; Mammalia; Primates; Lorisidae. Gene Ontology annotation, biological process: phagocytosis. The coding region runs from base 198 to 959 and encodes 253 amino acids. The record is from RefSeq and is a predicted model, not a curated record.